Molecule: messenger RNA, 2102 nt
Organism: Passer domesticus (house sparrow)
Lineage: Eukaryota; Metazoa; Chordata; Aves; Passeriformes; Passeridae
Gene: C7H8orf48
Product: chromosome 7 C8orf48 homolog
Exons: 6
Coding region: 499-1341 (280 amino acids)
Source: RefSeq, a predicted model, not a curated record
UGGGGGAGUUGCCGGGCACGGAGCUGCUGCAGGGCUGGAGCCGGGCUGGCAGAGCUGGGGGGGCUCACCUGGGGAAGGGAAGGGAAGGCUCCAGAGAGAGCUCAGAGCCCUGCCAGGCCUGAAGGGGCUCCAGGAGAGCUGCAGAGGGACUGGGGACAAGGGAUGGAGGGACAGGACAAGUAGGAAUGGUUCCCACUGCCAGAGGGCAGGGCUGGAUGGGAUAUUGGGAAUUAGGAAUUGUUCCCUGUGAGGGUGGGCAGGCCCUGGCACAAGGUGCCCAGAGCAGCUGUGGCUGCCCCUGGAUCCCUGGCAGUGCCCAAGGCCAGGCUGGACAUUGGGGCUGGGAGCAGCCUGGGAUGGUGAAGGUUUUUCCCCACUAUCUCAUCUAACCAAACUCUCUUUCCAUUUCAACUCAUUCUCCCUUGUUUCAACACUACCUGCUAUUAAAUAGUUUUACCUACCUGUAAAUAGUCUUACCUUUUCUUUCCUUGCUGUCCCAUGGCAGCUGCCCCAGCAGAGAGCUCCAGGAGCCACGGGAAGGGGCUGGGGCUGAGCCAGAGUCACAGCAGCUCUGCCUUGGACUAUUCAGGAGACACCUUUGAGUCCUUCACUGAGGAGGAGGAGAGUGAAGCACCUGCAUCCUGGUGUUCCACAGAGGAUUUGCGGGGGGCAGCUGUGUCAGAGGCUUUGGAAAGCUCAUCAUCACUGGCAGGCCAAAGUGCUGCAGAGGAGGAGUUUGAAGCAGUGGAUCCUGAAGCUGUGGAAAGAGCUGCCAUAGGAAAAUGGAUUGAUGCCAUGGGAAAAUGGAUUGAUCUGAAAAAUAAAGACACUGGGAUUAGGCCAGACAAAUCUGUCAUCAGAACUCCUGCUGGAGCUGCUGAGCUCUCCCAGGGAGAGCUGGGUGCUCUCAGGUCCUUCUGCAGCAGCAGGAUCAGCAGGAUGCAGCAGGAGCAGGCUGGGAAGGGCAGGAGGCUGCAGUGGGGAGACCCAGCAAGGCAAACUGAGACAGGAGAUUCCUGUGCUGUUCCUGCCCAGCUGAUGAACAGGAUCCUGCUGGAGAACACCAGGGAGGCUGUGAAACAGGUGACAGAGGCUGAAAUCCACGAGGUUUCAACCUGUCCUGACUGCCAGCAGAAGGAAGCAGAGCUGGCCAAGGUUGCUUUUCUCAGGCAAAAAAAGACUCUGCUGGAAGGUGCUUUAAUCCAAGAGAAAUUGGAAGAACAGUUUUACGCCAGGGACAUGCUCACACUUCUAGGAGAAGCACUCAGAAGCUUUCCCAAACCUUCAGACGAUCCCAGGGAUUUGUGGCAAAGGCUGAAGGGUCAGGAGUGGAAAGACUGAUUGACCCACAACUCCAGUGGGUGAAGAACUGGGAGAGCCUCCUGUGGGCAGUCACCUGCAGAAUUCCAAUGAUUCUGGAUCUGAGCUGCUCUGGCAGUGAUGGAUUGGGUGCUGCUUUAAUAUUGCUGCAGGUGGAACCAGGUCUGCCUGGCUGGGCUGUGAGUCACCCCUUCCUCCUUGCUCAAUGCAAAUGUUGCAGUGUAUUGUAAUCCAUCUCCAUAGGUUUCUCAAAUUCCAGAAGCCAACAGUUCCCAUUAUUAAUCUGGCAAGGCUGAAGUAUUGUUUUUUGUGGGAUUGCUGUGGGAUUGCAGAGCAGCUCCCAGCUGCUCCCAUCUAUAAGGAAAAUAAAUGAUUCCGUUUGCCAGGGCAGGGAGGUGUAAUUACUGCAUUUCAGCUCAGGCUUUGCCCACUGCCUCAUGGUAAAUUGAAAGUGAGAGCCCCAGGUGGAAGACAAAAAGCAAAGUUAACUAUAAAAAGCAGUAAAAUGAAAUGCAGUAUUUAUAGAAGGGAAAUAAUGAGGUUGUAACAGAAAUUAAUCAGCAGGACCGGGGAUGCCAAUGGGAUGAGAAAUGAUAAUAAAUUAAUCAUGGAAUCUAUAUAAGAUAGAGAAAAAAAAAGGCAACAGAUGAAAACUGGGAGAAGAAUUGCAAGAAAAUACUUCGGAAUUUGUUGUAAUUUUUUAAGAUGACAAAGUCACUGUUAUUCAAAUAGUGGGACGGGGGUCCAGUACACAUCCAAAUAAAAUGGAAUUGUGCUGGGAA